Messenger RNA from Haliotis rubra (blacklip abalone), 1140 nucleotides. RefSeq names its product protein FAM167A-like. The record is from RefSeq and is a predicted model, not a curated record. The coding region runs from base 206 to 814 and encodes 202 amino acids. Lineage: Eukaryota; Metazoa; Mollusca; Gastropoda; Lepetellida; Haliotidae. The transcript has 3 exons.
GGUUCAGUCAAUGGAGGUAAGACGGAUUAUAGGGUCCGCCUUCCACCGCUCCGCUGAUCGUGUCUCAUCACAAGGCGCAGGAACACCGUCAGAUAACACAUGCAUAUUUGAUGGAUAGGCGACAGAUGAAAUAUACCUCAGUGGCUUCAACCCGGCAAAGGUAUUUUCAGAAUGAAGUGACGCUCCCGGGUCAGUGAUAGAGACAAUGAUGGUUGGACGGAAAGAAGAAAGCAGUUACACUCCCAAAGACAAGCGGCGUCAUCUAUCGGUCAUCAGGGAAGAUUCUGAUGGAGAUGAACAUUCGGCGAAUACUACGGAAACUACCGAAGAUCACCGACGAAGUGUCGAUCACUCUUCAGCUUUGUCGAAGUUGAAAGAGACAACGGCGAGGCUGAAGCUGACAACGCGCAGAGCCAGUAUACUUGCCUGGCAGGCUGAACACAUCGAGAAACCCAAGUUUCCACCAAAAGAAGUUCUACUAAAUGAAAACGACGGAAAGUUGACUGACGACAGAAAGAAGCGAAUCGACGACGCCCUGGAGUGGCUACGUAACGAGCUGGAGGAGAUGCGCGCGCAGGAUCAAACGCUUGCGAGACAGUUCCUGACCAUCAAACAAGACAUUGCGCAGCUGAAGUUGCGCAGAAGCUGUGAGGAGCAUCAGGAAAUGUUAGAAGAUGUUCAGUCAGAGCUCGAGGAGAUUGACGAGAUGUCGGAUGUCCUUGACCUUCCCAUAUCGACUCUGAGUGACACUCCUUUGAAACAACUCGGCAUCACAAGGAUGAACAUGUCACGCCGGAGGUUCUCUAUGUGUUGAUGGACUGCUGCAUGUGGCUACGUGUGUACAAACUGACGACUCGGGUUCUAUUCUCCACGUGGGUACAGUGUAACAUAGCGGCGCGAUGUUGCUGCAGCAGAGGUUAGACUAGCGGCCAGGAAUAUCCACCCACUCCCAAAACACGUAGACUGGACACUGACAUGUCAGGGGGGAUAUCACAUGUAAACCAGUGUGCACAUCGUAACUCAUAGUUUGCAUCAAAGACUAUCAGAGAUCAUGUUCGCCUUGACGUUGACUCAAUGCUACAUAGUUGAAGGUAGUUUGCGCUGUGAGAACAGACUGGCUUGUAUGCUUUCGUCCAAUCA